UUUUAAAAUUAGAACGUCAGCGAACUCUGUGAACUUUCUCUCUCCUUCAGUGUCUCGGCUACGGGGAGAUCUCAGCCGAGCUGAAAGAAGCUUUGCUGAACUGAGCGCAGGAUUUCUGGAGUUGAACGACAGCCUCCGGCGAUCUGACGAGCGAUAUCUGGCCCUGAACUCCACGCUAGACAUCUGCGUGUACGAGAACUCGAGGCUGAAUCUCUCGGGCCAAAGUUGCACUGGGAAUCUUACCGUCUCGAUGGCGAAUCUCUCUGCCUAUCGCUCCCUCCACUCCGAAUCCCUCCAGGAGGUUAGCCAUCUGAAGAGCGAAAUCCAGAACCUUAACGGAACCAAUAUCCAGCUCUGUAGAGAUGUCCAGAGCUAUCUCCAAAGAGUGAAAGAGAAUGUCUGCGCUCCAGGGUGGAACUUGUUCAAAGAUAAGUGUUACUUCAUCUCGGCCAAGAAAAUAACAUAUGACAACGCAAAACGGGCGUGUGAAGUCAGGGGGGCGAAACUCCCAGAGAUCAACUCAAACGAAGAGAAGGUCAGACACACACACUCAUCUGUGUGUUGGUUCACAAGGCAAUGUCUUCCUUCACAUUCAAUUGUCACCUGA
Molecule: messenger RNA, 607 nt
Organism: Amblyraja radiata (thorny skate)
Lineage: Eukaryota; Metazoa; Chordata; Chondrichthyes; Rajiformes; Rajidae
Product: versican core protein-like
Exons: 3
Coding region: 251-607 (118 amino acids)
Source: RefSeq, a predicted model, not a curated record